Messenger RNA from Sesamum indicum (sesame), 2010 nucleotides. RefSeq names its product glycosyltransferase 6. Gene Ontology annotation, cellular component: membrane; endosome; trans-Golgi network. The record is from RefSeq and is a predicted model, not a curated record. Gene Ontology annotation, molecular function: galactosyltransferase activity. NCBI's taxonomy places the organism in Eukaryota, Viridiplantae, Streptophyta, Magnoliopsida, Lamiales, Pedaliaceae.
AUUUUUAUAAAGUAAAGAAAUGAAGCUAAAGAUGCCAAAUUCAAUUAUUACCAAUGAAAAACCAACAAUGAUUAUCCCAAGGAACAAAUGUCCUUUCUCUCCGCCCAAACCUCGCAAAAGCGCUAAUCCUGUCGGUGUCAAUUAUCAUCCAUAUAUCACAUACCCGUAUUAACAACCGCCAUUAAAACCCUUUCAACCACCAGAGUUUGCCGGUGGCCGAUGAAUUAAAUAUCCCUCCCGUUCUUUGCUUAUCUGCUGGUUACUGCUGCUGGUGCGGUGCUCUUCCGUCACCUGCCGCUCCCCCCUUGUCAACUCUCUUUAGCUGAGAAGCUCUCAGCUUUUUUGGCAGUGUUGCGACGAAUCUUUGUCUAAAUUUAGCAGGUGACGCAUUGGCUGGGACGAAGUUCGAUGUAACAGACGUGGGGAGUAAUUGGGGGCUUUGUCUUGGUUUAUAAUGGCGUCAACGGAGCUGUCUCAGUCGCAGAAUUUCUCAAUGGCGAAGAACAAUGGGAGGAGCAAACCGAGGGGUUUUCUGUCCGACGGAGUUAUUUUCUGCGGCGGAGCUUUGGUGGCUUUUUUGGUGGUUUGGGCGUUCUGGUCUUUCUUCAGUCCCAGCCCUAGCCCAACUCCUAGUUUCUCUACUUCCUCUUUCAAAUUACCGCACGGUUCAGAAACCUCCUCCUCCUCCUCCCCCUCCGCCGCCGCUUCGUCUACCUGCGCCUAUAAUGUUUCAAGUCCGAACCCGCUCCAUGACCUGCCAGAACCAAACUUUUACGACGACCCGGGACUGAGCUACAGGAUCGACGCGCCGGUCGUUAAGAAUUGGGACGAGAAGAGGAGGGAGUGGCUGAAGCAGCACCCCGCUCUCGCCGCCGGAGCAGAGAAUCGGGUCCUAAUGGUCACCGGGUCGCAGGCAAAACCGUGUAAAAACCCAAUCGGCGAUUAUUUGCUGCUCAAAUUCUUCAAGAACAAAGUAGAUUACUCGCGGCGGCACGGCAUCGACAUUUUCUACAACAAUGUACUGUUCCAGCCCAAGAUGUUCUCAUUCUGGGCCAAAACUCCAACGGUGAAAGCUGCCAUGGUGGCCCACCCGGAGGUGGAGUGGAUCUGGUGGGUGGACUCCGACGCCGCCUUCACGGACAUGGACUUCAAGAUUCCAUUGGGCCGGUACAAGGCCCACAAUCUGGUGAUCCACGGCUGGCCCAAUUUGAUAUACGAGAAGAAGAGCUGGACCAGCAUCAACGCAGGUGUUUUUCUGAUACGUAAUUGCCAGUGGGCCAUGGAUUUCAUGGAUGUCUGGGCCCGCAUGGGCCCACAAACACCCGACUACGAUAAAUGGGGCGAGAUCCUACGGACAACAUUCAAAGACAAGAUUUUCCCGGAAUCGGACGAUCAAUCUGGCUUGGUUUAUUUACUAUUAAAAGAAAAGGAAAAAUGGGGGGAAAAGAUUUACGUGGAGAGUGAGUAUUACUUCGAGGGGUAUUGGAUGGAAAUUGUGGGUAAAUUUGAUAACAUCACCCGCAAGUACAUGGAGAUGGAGAAGGAGGUCGGCGCGUUGAGGAGACGACACGCGGAGAAAGUGAGUGGGAGUUAUGGUAGAUUGCGGGAGGAGUAUCUUAAGGAUGUUGGGUACGGGAGGGAGAGCUGGCGGAGGCCGUUCAUCACGCAUUUCACCGGGUGCCAGCCCUGUAGUGGGGACCACAACCAGAUGUAUUCCGGCCAGACUUGCUUUGACGCAAUGCAGAAGGCUCUCACUUUUGCUGAUAAUCAGGUGCUCAGGAAUUACGGGUUCGUGCACCCGGAUUUACUGGACCCCUCCACCGUGGAUCCUCUGCCCUUUGAUUAUCCUGCUUGAGUGGUCGUGAUUGGAAGUAUGUAAACGUAGAGGAGCGUAUGCGUAUAUAGAUAAUAUAUGGUAUUUUGAGUCUCUUUUGCUGACAAGAAGUAAUGGUUGUGCUUGACUGUUAUUAAUCAGAGAAGGAAGAAGAAAAAAUUAAAUUAUUGGCUAAA